AUGUUACGAAACAACUUGAUACGGGCGCUUUCUGCACUUAGCUUUGCAUUUGGUGCCAUCGCUUCGAAUAGUUCAUGCAAGUGUGCACCAAACGACACUUGCUGGCCAUCUACAAGUGACUGGCGGCAGUUCAACGCUACUCUCUCGGGGAAGCUCAUAGCGACCAAACCGGUCGCCAUCUCUUGUUACGCAGGUCCUAAUUAUGACGCAACGUUGUGCGCCAAUGUUAUGGUGGACUGGUACAAGGGAGAAUGGAUGUCAUCGCACCCCGUCGGCCUGGACUACCCCCUGAACAUCACAUGCCCUCCCGUUCAACCUACAUCGAACUCGACCGCCGGAGGAGGCUCUUGUACCCUCGGCACGAACCCUGUAUACGCUGUGAACGUGACAGAGACCGACGACAUCGUCGCAGCUCUCAAGUUUGCAGAGGAGAAGAACCUGAGAGUCGUGAUCAAGAGCACCGGGCACGACGUACUCGGCCGUAGCGACGGCUUCGGCGGCUUGGAGAUUUGGCUUCGUUACUUCCGCAACGGCAUCACCCCGCAAACCUCUUUCCAGUCCUCCACCGGCUGCACAGCCUCAGGAUGGACCGGCAGCGCCAUGAAGCUUGCCGGCGCGUACAUGUGGGGAGAGAGCUACGCGGCCGCAAAGGAAAACAACGUCGUCGUCGUGGGUGGAGGAAGCUCGACCGUCUGCAGCACGGGCGGGUGGAUGCAGGGCGGCGGCCACGGCCCGGCCAGCCAUACUUUCGGUCUCGGCGCUGACCAGGUGCUUGAGGCUGAGCUCAUCCUUGCCAAUGGCACUGCUGUCACGGUCAACGCUUGCCAGCACCAGGACCUUUACUAUGCCAUCCGUGGCGGAGGUCCCAGCUCCUACGGUGUCGUCGUGUCAACUACGGUCAAGACGUAUCCGCAGGUCACCGUGGCCGUUCAGAACCUCCAGUUCGCGGCCCCUACCGGAACCCCCAAAACCACUUUCCUGGAUGCGCUUGCAACUCUUUACACCUCGAUCCCGGAGUUGGUGGAGUCUGGUUUUGCCGGCUAUAGCCACUGGCAGACCGACGGCCAGUCUGCUUCCUUCAACAACUACACCACGGCAUAUUCCCAUGCCGUCUACGUGUUCAACAAGACCGCUGAGGAAGCAGAAGCCGCUGGCAAGGGCCUUCUCGACAAGAUUUACAAGUUCAACGACACCCUCUUUGUAAAUUCGAGCUAUGUAACUUAUGGCGACUACUGGACCUUCUUCCAGGAGGUUAGCGCCGAUAACAACCCCGUCGGCCUCAUGGCCGCCUCUGGAUCUCGCCUCCUGGAUACGGACGCCGUCAGUAACUUCACAACCGUCCGUGGUCUAGUCGAGACGCUGGCCGGAAAGACGGGCGAAUACGUCACAAAUGUCAUCUCCAUCGUCUCUGGUGGCCAAGUCUGGGCCGACGCAGCUCAGGAGUACUCCGCCGUUCUCCCCGCCUGGCGUACGGCCGUCUUGCACCAGUCUGUCGCGCGUAUUCUCAGCCCCGGCGUCAGCGAUGCCCGCUUCAAGGAGGUUCACGACGACGUCACGUUCAAUAAGAUUGGCGCUAUGAAGACCUUGGCUCCGAACAUGGGAGCGUACAUGAAUGAGGGUGAUGCUUUUGACCCGGACUGGAAGGUGGAUUACUAUGGCGCCAACUACAAAAGGCUUCAGUGCAUCAAGGAGUACUACGACCCUGGUGAGCUCUUCUACUGCCCAACUUGUGUGGGAAGCGAUAAGUGGCAAGAAGACUCCGUUGGACGUCUUUGCCGCGCGUAG
Colletotrichum paranaense is the source of this 1785-nucleotide messenger RNA. RefSeq lists its product as uncharacterized. The record is from RefSeq and is a predicted model, not a curated record. Bases 1 to 1785 code for a protein of 594 amino acids. Gene Ontology annotation, molecular function: oxidoreductase activity; FAD binding. Lineage: Eukaryota; Fungi; Ascomycota; Sordariomycetes; Glomerellales; Glomerellaceae. The transcript is spliced from 2 exons.